Messenger RNA from Carassius carassius (crucian carp), 3064 nucleotides. RefSeq names its product hexokinase-1-like. Gene Ontology annotation, molecular function: glucokinase activity; ATP binding; D-glucose binding. The coding region runs from base 251 to 3007 and encodes 918 amino acids. NCBI's taxonomy places the organism in Eukaryota, Metazoa, Chordata, Actinopteri, Cypriniformes, Cyprinidae. Gene Ontology annotation, biological process: glycolytic process; intracellular glucose homeostasis; glucose 6-phosphate metabolic process. The transcript is spliced from 18 exons. The record is from RefSeq and is a predicted model, not a curated record. Gene Ontology annotation, cellular component: mitochondrion; cytosol.
UUAGCCGUGCCUCAUCCUAGCCUCCGCUGCAUCUCAUGCAAGGGCAUUACAUUGCAGCUUGACUUCCUAGGCCGAAGAAAGUCGGACAUUGCCGUAGUGCUGGGAGGGAACACCCCUACGUGCUGGUUUCUCGUUUUACAGUAAACACACGUUGCUUCUGGGCUCAUAUUGUUUGCCCUCCUGACUGGAAAGGGUCGUAAGGUUUGUCCUUCUCUCUUCUGUUGCGUUUUCACCAACGAGGUGAAGCAGGAUGAUAGCGGCACAGCUUCUGGCCUACUUCUUCACUGAACUGAAGGAUGACCAGGUCAAAAAGAUUGACAAAUACUUGUACGCCAUGCGGUUCUCUGACGAGACUCUGCGUGACAUCAUGGCCCGCUUCCAAAGGGAAAUGGAGAACGGACUGGGACGCGACACUAACCCGACAGCUACCAUCAAGAUGCUGCCCACCUUUGUAAGGUCCAUUCCUGAUGGAUCAGAGAAGGGAGAUUUCAUUGCCCUGGAUCUGGGUGGCUCUAAUUUCCGUAUUCUGCGGGUCAAAGUGUCUCAUGAGAAGAAACAGACCGUGCAGAUGGAAAGUCAAAUAUACGAGACUCCAGAGGACAUCAUCCACGGCAGCGGAACACGGUUGUUUGACCAUGUUGCAGAAUGUCUUGGAGACUUCAUGGAGAAACAAAAAAUUAAAGACAAGAAGGUUCCCAUGGGUUUCACGUUCUCAUUCCCUUGUGCACACACCAAACUGGAUGAGGCUGUUCUGCUAACAUGGACAAAACGCUUUAAGGCCAGUGGGGUUGAGGGAAUGGAUGUAGUAAAGCUUCUAAAAAAAGCCAUCAAAAAACGUGGGGACUAUGAUGCAGAUAUCAUGGCUGUAGUCAAUGACACUGUGGGAACUAUGAUGACCUGUGGCUUUGAUGACCAGCGCUGUGAAGUCGGCAUUAUUAUUGGUACCGGCACUAAUGCUUGUUACAUGGAGGAGCUCAGACACAUUGAUCUGGUGGAGGGAGAUGAAGGGAGGAUGUGUAUCAAUACUGAAUGGGGGGCAUUUGGAGACGAUGGCACAUUGGAGGAUAUCCGAACUGAGUUUGACAGGGAGAUUGAUCGCGGGUCCCCCAACCCCGGCAAGCAGUUGUUUGAGAAGAUGGUCAGUGGGAUGUACAUGGGUGAGCUGGUGAGGCUGAUUUUGGUCAAGAUGGCUAAGGAAGGGCUGCUGUUCGAGGGCCGCAUCACCCCAGAGCUGCUUACAAAAGGAAAAAUCGAAACCAAGCAUGUUUCUGCAAUUGAGAAGAGCAAAGAGGGACUUACCAAAGCUGAAGAGAUUUUGACACGCUUGGGUGUAGAGCCAUCUGAAGAUGACUGCAUUGCUGUGCAGCAUGUUUGCGCUAUUGUCUCUUUUCGCUCUGCAAAUCUAAUUGCUGCUACUCUGGGUGCAAUCCUUAAACGUCUUAAGGACAAUAAGAACACCCCGCGCCUCCGCACCACAGUGGGCAUCGAUGGCUCCCUCUACAAGAUGCAUCCACAGUAUUCCCGCCGGUUGCACAAAACUGUGCGUCGUCUAGUGCCGGAGUCUGACGUUCGCUUCUUGCUCUCUGAGAGCGGAAGUGGCAAAGGAGCUGCAAUGGUCACAGCCUGGGCUUCCCGGUUGGCCGAUCAGACACAUCAGAUUGCCGAGACUCUGGCAGAGUUCUGCCUGACCAAAGAACAACUGCUGGAGGUGAAAAAGAGAAUGAAAACUGAGAUCCAGAAUGGACUGAGCAAGAAUACCCAAAGCACAGCCACCGUCAAGAUGCUGCCCACCUAUGUGCGGAGCACCCCGGAUGGAACAGAAAAUGGUGAUUUUUUGGCUCUGGAUCUGGGAGGUACAAACUUCAGGGUGCUUUUGGUAAAGAUUCGCAGUGGCAAGAAACGAACUGUGGAGAUGCACAAUAAAAUCUAUGCCAUUCCCAUUGAAGUAAUGCAAGGAACCGGAGAGGAGCUAUUUGAUCACAUUGUGCACUGCAUAUCUGACUUCCUGGACUAUAUGGGGAUGAAGAACACCCGUCUGCCUCUGGGCUUUACCUUUUCCUUCCCCUGCAGACAAACUAGUCUGGAUGCGGGAAUUCUGGUAAAUUGGACAAAGGGCUUUAAAGCCACAGACUGUGAAGGAGAAGAUGUUGUCGGCCUCCUGAGAGAUGCGAUCAAAAGAAGAGAGGAGUUUGAUUUGGACGUUGUAGCCAUAGUGAAUGACACAGUGGGUACAAUGAUGACCUGUGCAUAUGAGGAACCCACAUGUGAGGUUGGGUUAAUUGCAGGAACGGGUAGCAAUGCCUGCUACAUGGAGGAAAUGCGAAACAUUGAGACGGUCGAUGGUGUGGAGGGCAGGAUGUGUGUGAACAUGGAGUGGGGAGCAUUUGGAGAUAAUGGCUGCCUGGAUGACAUCAGGACUCAGUAUGAUAAUGCUGUGGAUGAUCUCUCCCUCAAUGCCGGCAAACAAAAGUAUGAGAAGAUGUGCAGUGGCAUGUAUCUGGGUGAGAUUGUACGGAACAUCUUGAUCGACUUGACAAAGCGUGGCUUCCUCUUCAGAGGACAUAUCUCUGAGACCCUGAAGACCAGGGGUAUCUUCGAAACCAAGUUCCUUUCCCAAAUUGAGAGUGACCGUUUGGCGCUACUGCAGGUCAGGUCUAUUCUGCAGCAUCUGGGCCUGGACAGCACAUGUGAUGACAGUAUCAUCGUCAAGGAAGUGUGUGGAGCGGUUUCUCACCGGGCAGCUCAGAUCUGUGGAGCAGGAAUGGCUGCUGUUGUUGACAAAAUCAGAGAGAACCGUGGUCUGGACCAUCUGGAUAUCACCGUUGGUGUGGAUGGCACUCUGUAUAAGCUCCAUCCACAUUUCUCACCAAUAAUGCAUCAGACUGUGAAGGAGCUUGCCCCCAACUGCAACGUCAACUUCCUUCUCUCAGAAGAUGGAAGCGGGAAAGGUGCCGCCUUGAUCACUGCUGUUGGGUGCCGCCUCCGCCAGCAAGAACAAAAGAGCUGAACCCUGCGCCAAACAAGCCCUCAUUUCCUUCUCUGGCUCUCUCAGAGCGUAUAUUUU